This is a messenger RNA of Oenanthe melanoleuca, 1239 nucleotides long. RefSeq names its product small integral membrane protein 33 (gene SMIM33). The record is from RefSeq and is a predicted model, not a curated record. NCBI's taxonomy places the organism in Eukaryota, Metazoa, Chordata, Aves, Passeriformes, Muscicapidae. Bases 12 to 389 code for a protein of 125 amino acids. The transcript has a single exon.
CCCCGUGAGCCAUGAACGCCUCGGUGGCCGGCAGCCAGCUGCGACAGCCGCAGGACGUGGCCGCCGCCACUCCCGUGUCCAUCGUGCGCAGCGCGGCCAAGCGCUCGGACGCGCUGCCCGUCAUCUCGGGGAUCGUGGUGCUGUUCGUGCUGCUGGCCGUGCUGAUCGUGCUGGCCGUGCACUUCGGGCCGCAGCUGCGCACGCUGCAGGUCACGCUGUACCACGAGCCCAUGGCCCAGCACUCGGACAGCGUGCUGCUCACCCGCUGGGCGCCGCUGGAUUCCCUCGGGAAGCCGCCCUCGGCCGGGGUCACCUGCCACUGCUCCUGCAGCCAUCACCUUCCCCACGGCGGCGCUGAGCCCAAUGUCAUCGAGAUCACCUACCUGUGACACCGCCCUGGCCACCCGGGCCGGGCUCGGGAUGUGUCCCGCUGGAAAAGCUGCCAUGGGAUCUUCGUGUGUGCCGGGACUCGCUGCUGCUCACAGACACAGGCUGCACCGCCCCAGAGCCGUGUCUGGAGAGGUCAGCAGGGACAUUCAGGGUCCCUGCACCACCCCUGGAAACUGCACCGCCCCAAAACCGUGUCUGGAGAGCUCAGCAGGGACAUUCAGGGUCCCUGCAUCACCCCUGGAAACUGCAUCACCCCAGAGUUGUGUCUGACCUCUGGAGAGCUCAGCUAGGACAUUCAGGGUCCCUGCAUCACCCCUGGAAGCUGCAUCACCCCUGGAAGCUGUAUCACCCCAGAGCAGUGUCUGGAGAGCUCAGCCGGGAUAUUCAGGGUCCCUGCAUCACCCCUGGAAGCUGCAUCACCCCAGAGCCGUGUCUGACCCCAAGAAUGCUCAGCCAGGACAUUCAGUGACCCAUCACCGGCCCCCAAAAAUCCAGCCCAGGGGUGCCACUGUUCCCAGGCAGGAGCUGGAUCCCAGCCCAGGCUCUGGAGCCAGCUCAGCCUACGUGGGACAGCUUCAGCCUCUCUUCUGGUUUUACCUGCCCUGGUUUUACCUGUCCCACGCUGCUGGGAGUGGCCAGCAGAGCUGCCUGGGUCCUUGCCCCAGCUGGGGAGCUCUGGGGCUGUGCUCAGCCCCUGGCAGUUGCUGGAAGUUGCAUCAUCUGGAAUUGCUUCCCAGUGAAAGAUAUUUCCACACUCACAAUGUCCUUGUCACACUGUUUAUAUGGCACGGAGAAGUUUCCAGCCCCUCUUUGCCUGAUGCCACAGCCCCGUUUCCCUCACUGGGGGGC